This is a messenger RNA of Ceratotherium simum simum (southern white rhinoceros), 2016 nucleotides long. It is a transcript of the gene APEX2, whose product is annotated as apurinic/apyrimidinic endodeoxyribonuclease 2. Lineage: Eukaryota; Metazoa; Chordata; Mammalia; Perissodactyla; Rhinocerotidae. Gene Ontology annotation, cellular component: nucleus. The record is from RefSeq and is a predicted model, not a curated record. Gene Ontology annotation, molecular function: DNA binding; endonuclease activity; zinc ion binding. Gene Ontology annotation, biological process: base-excision repair.
GGCCUACUUCGGGACGUCCAGCAGUUCGCUUGCGCCUAGCUUUGGCGCGGGCUGGGAGGCGUUGAGAUUCGCUGUCAAGAUGUUGCGCGUGGUAAGCUGGAACAUCAAUGGGAUCCGGAGACCCCUGCAAGGGGUAUACGAAGAGCCCAGCAACUGUACUGCCAUGGCCGUGGGGCGCGUUUUGGACAAGCUGGAUGCCGACAUUGUCUGUCUCCAGGAGACCAAAGUGACCAGAGAUGUACUGACAGAGCCCCUGGCUAUCAUUGAGGGCUAUAACUCCUAUUUCAGCUUCAGCCGGAACCGUAGUGGCUAUUCGGGUGUAGCCACCUUCUGUAAGGACAACGCUACCCCAGUGGCUGCUGAAGAAGGCCUGAGUGGCCUACUUGCCACUCAGAAUGGGGACGUGGGCUGCUAUGGAAACAUGGAUGAGUUUACCCAAGAAGAGCUUCGGACUCUGGAUAGUGAGGGCCGGGCCCUCCUCACACAGCACAAGAUCCGCACGUGGGAAGGGAAGGAGAAGACCUUGACCCUAAUCAACGUGUACUGCCCCCACGCGGACCCUGGGAAGCCUGAGCGGCUGGCCUUUAAGAUGCGCUUCUAUCGCUUGCUGCAGAUCCGAGCAGAAGCCCUCCUGGCAGCUGGCAGCCAUGUGAUCAUUCUGGGUGACCUGAAUACAGCCCACCGCCCCAUUGACCACUGGGAUGCAGUCAACCUGGAAUGCUUUGAAGAGGACCCAGGGCGCAAAUGGAUGGAUGGCUUGCUCAGUAACCUGGGGUGCCAGGCUGAGUCCCAUGUAGGGCCCUUCAUUGAUAGCUUUCGGUGCUUCCAGCCAAAGCAGGAGGGUGCCUUCACCUGCUGGUCGGUAGUCACUGGCGCCCGCCAUCUGAACUAUGGCUCCCGGCUUGACUAUGUGCUGGGGGACAGGACCCUGGUCAUAGACACCUUCCAGGCCUCCUUCCUGCUACCUGAGGUGAUGGGCUCUGACCACUGCCCUGUGGGUGCAGUCUUGAGUGUGUCCUCUGUGCCCGCAAAACAGUGCCCGGCUCUAUGCACCCGCUUCCUCCCUGAGUUUGCAGGCACCCAGCUCAAGAUUCUUCGCUUCCUAGUUCGUCUCAAACAAGAUUCUGUGUUCAGGCAGUCAGCGCUGCAGCUCAGCAAUCAAACCCAGGUGCAGAUGCGCCAAAACAAAGCCUGUGUGCGCUCAACCAGGCCUCGGCCAAGUCAGGCUGGCUCCAGCAGAGGCCAAAAAAACCUGACAAGCUACUUCCGGCCAUCGUCCAGCCAUCCCCAAGCUUCUCCCGACUUGGAGCUUCCUAGCCUGGGCACCCUCCUGACCACAAAGACCCAAGAAGGGGAGGUGAUGGCCAAAGUGGCGGAGGAGCAGGCCAAGGCUUCAGAGGCCAAGGAUGAUAAGGAGGUACGGACCUCGUUCUGGAAGUCUGUGCUGGGGGGCCCAUUGCCCAUGCCCCUCUGCGGGGGCCACAGGGAGCCAUGUGUGAUGCGAACUGUGAAAAAGCCAGGACCCAAUUUGGGCCGCCACUUCUACAUGUGUGCCAGGCCCCGUGGUCCUCCCACUGACCCCUCCUCCCGCUGCAACUUCUUCCUCUGGAGCAGGCCCAGCUAAACCAACCCAGGCCUAGGGAUGUCUGGCUUGGUCAGCCCUGUACAUGAUCCAAGGCCAGCUCCCUCCUAUGCUGGCUCUUUCUCCUCCAAGGUCUCCUUCCCCUCCUCCUCCUCCACUUCGUCCUCCUCCACCUUCCUCAAGGACCCCUCCCUUUCCUCUUUUUCUUCCUCCUCUAAGGCCUGUCUUCCUCUCUCUUCUUCCUGCCUAGCUCUUCCUCAUUGGUGAGCUUCUUGUGCCUUAAUGCUGGGACCCAGACCCCCAUCCCACUUCCCACAUUCCUGUCAGAAGUACACAGGAACCAGUUUCCCCAGGAAUUUGUGAUUUCAAACCUCUUCCUUCCUUGCUGGGAAAUUUAUCUGUGCCCAAAUAAAGUUUGUGUCUUUGUUUUAGUG